Molecule: messenger RNA, 3048 nt
Organism: Gekko japonicus
Lineage: Eukaryota; Metazoa; Chordata; Lepidosauria; Squamata; Gekkonidae
Product: deleted in malignant brain tumors 1 protein-like
Exons: 12
Coding region: 1-3048 (1015 amino acids)
Cellular component (GO): membrane
Source: RefSeq, a predicted model, not a curated record
AUGGAAGAAGCCAGAGUCGUGUGCCGGCAGCUGGGAUGUUCGACAGCAAUAUCAGCCCCACGAGGAUCACACUUUGGAAGAGGAAAUGGCAGCAUCUGGAUCGAUGACACCGAAUGCAAAGGCACGGAAUCGGCUCUCAGUCAGUGCCCAGCAAGGUCUUGGGGAGACAAUGACUGCCAUCAUGGAGAAGAUGCUGGGGCUGUGUGCUCAGAGCUGAAGCUGGCUGGCGGUUCAACUCAGUGUGCCGGUCGAGUUGAAGUUCUCCAUAACCAGCGGUGGGGAACCGUGUGUGGAAAUGGCUGGGAUCUAAAGGACGCCCGUGUUGUAUGCCGGGAAAUAGGCUGUGGGAAGGCGCUAACAGCACCAACUGGAGGGAAGUUUGGACAAGUCUCUGGUCCCACUUGGAUGGACGGACUCAACUGCACAGGAGAUGAAGAGGGUCUACUCAAAUGUCCAGCGAAGCCCUUGGCAGAAUACAGUUGCGAUCCCAGCCUCCAUGCUGGUGUCGAGUGUGCAGAACCACCAGAAAUCAGGCUAGUGCAGGGUGAUCAUCAAUGUGCCGGGAGAGUUGAAAUAUUCCACGAAGGCCUCUGGGGAACGAUAUGCGAUAGCAAUUGGGAUCUUGAAGACGCGGAAGUUGUGUGUCAUUACCUUGGGUGUGGUACUGCCUUCUCCGCCUCACGAGGUUCCCGUUUUGGAGGCGGAUCUGGUCCCAUCUGGCUGGAUGGUGUCAAUUGCACAGGGAAGGAGAAUGCCAUCAGCAAAUGCCCUGCAAAAGAGUGGGGGGCUCAUGACUGUACCCACUCUGAAGAGGCCGGGGUUAUAUGUACAGGUCCUUCUUCCGAUGUCCGUUUAAUGAGUGGCUCAAAUCGCUGUUCAGGGAGGGUUGAAGUCUACUACAAUGAGCAAUGGGGGACCAUUUGUGAUGAUAGCUGGGAUGUACAUGAUGCCCACGUUGUGUGCCGAGAACUAGGUUGUGGGAAUGCCUUGUCAGCACCUGGGGGAGCACGCUACGGCCAAGGAUCUGGUACCAUCUGGCUGGACAGAGUUAACUGCACAGGGAAAGAAAAGUCCCUCAAAAAAUGCUCAAAAAAUCCCUGGGGAGAGCACAGCUGUGAUCACAGAAGGGAUGCAAGCGCCGAGUGCUCAGACCCAAACGAGAUCAGAUUGGUGAAUGGUUCGAACCGAUGCUCUGGGAGACUUGAGGUCCUCCACAACCAGCAGUGGGGAACUGUGUGUGAUGAUGACUGGAGUAUACAAAACGCCCAAGUGGUCUGCAGGGAACUUGACUGUGGAGUUGCCCUGUCAGCCGCACGUGGUGCUCAGUUUGGAGAGGGAGCGGAUCACAUCUGGCUGGACGAUGUCAAAUGCAAAGGGACAGAAGCUGCCCUCAGGGACUGCCGCCGGAAGGCUUGGGGAGAACAUAACUGCAACCAUGGAGAAGAUGCUGGUGUGGUGUGCUCAGAACUCAGACUGGUGAACGGAUCAAGUCACUGCUCUGGGAGAGUUGAGAUAUUCCACAACCAGCAGUGGGGGACCGUCUGUGAUGACCGCUGGGGCAUGAAGCAGGCUGAAGUCAUUUGCAGGGAGAUGAACUGUGGGGUUGCAUUGAAAGCACCUACAAAUGCCUUUUUCGGACCCGGAUCAGGGCCCAUCUGGAAGGAUGAUGUCAACUGUGUUGGAACAGAAGCUUUUUUCAGUGAAUGCACAUCGAGCAACUGGGGCCUCAAUAACUGUCACCAUGGAGAAGAUGCUGGUGUUGUGUGCGCAGCAUCUUUUUUCCCCAUUUUAGACCCGGCAGAGAUGAGGCUGGUCAAUGGUUCAAGUCGGUGCUCCGGAAGGGUGGAAGUGUUACACUUGCAACAAUAUGGAACCAUAUGUGAUGACAGCUGGGACAUUAAUGAAGCCAUAGUUGUAUGCAGGAAUCUUGACUGCGGAACUGCCAUAGGUGCCCCACACGGAGCUCGGUUUGGGAUGGGAGAAGAUCCUAUCUGGAUGGAUGAUUUAGAAUGUACUGGAACAGAGUCUGCCCUGACUGAAUGCAAAGCAAAGCCUUGGGGAGCCAAUGACUGUGGCCAUGGGGAAGAUGCUAGCGUUACAUGUUCAGAAUCGUCCUACAUAACAGUGGGUGACAUCCGACUGAUAAAUAAUCAUCUGAACGCUUGUGCUGGAAGAGUCGAGGUCUUGUCCCAGCAGCAGUGGGGAACCGUGUGUGACGAUGGAUGGGACCUGGAGGAUGCCACCGUUGUAUGCAAGCAAAUAGGCUGCGGCUUUGCUUUGGAAGCCCCGCAUUCAGCACGCUUUGGAGAAGGGUCUGGUCCCAUCUGGCUGGACGAUGUGAACUGCACGGGGUUGGAAGAAUCCCUCAAAGACUGCAAAGGACAGUCCAUGGGAGAACACAAUUGUAAUCAUUUAGAGGACGCGAGUGUCGUAUGCUCAGGUCUUUUCCAGGUGCGAUUGGCCGGCGGACCCAAUUCCUGUGCUGGGCGGGUGGAGGUAGAGCAUAAUGGCUCUUGGUCCUCCGUUGGUGAAUCCGGCUGGAGCCUUACAGAGGCCACAGUGGUCUGCCGGCAACUGGGCUGUGGCGCAGCAGUGUCUGCGCUGGUUGGCAAUCAGUAUGGUGCCACUCUCGGACCAGCUUUGGUGGAUGAGAUGAAAUGCACUGGACAAGAGUCGUCCCUCAACCAAUGCCACGGGAAAGGCACCGGUCUCCAUAAGUGUCUCUGUGAUGCAUAUGCAGGAGCCGUGUGCGAGGGAAAGACAGGGUCUGCUGUAGCUGUUACAGUAAUUCUGGUGCUGGCCGCUGCUGCCCUACUUCUCGGUGGGACCUUGCUCUACUUGCGGAAACGGAGGAGUGGGAAACCAUUAUGGGCGAAUCUCGUCACUCGUACACAAAAUGCCUUUAAAAAAGACACCACAUUUCGGUUUGACAUGGUAAAUGGCACUCUAGACACAAAUGUCCAGGAAGGAGCUGUACAUGGGGUGGACUCUGACACCAUCUGCCUGGUGAAAGCCGCCUCUGGGUCUCCCACAGACCACAAUAACUGA